Messenger RNA from Rhizophagus irregularis DAOM 181602=DAOM 197198, 519 nucleotides. RefSeq lists its product as uncharacterized. The record is from RefSeq and is a predicted model, not a curated record. NCBI's taxonomy places the organism in Eukaryota, Fungi, Glomeromycota, Glomeromycetes, Glomerales, Glomeraceae.
AUGGCUUCUACUGUUAACAACUUUAAUUUACAAGAACUUGGAAACUUCCUCAAGCUACUUGACGAAGAGAUGUUCACUUCCUUACUAGAACAAACAUUGCAAGUUUUUAGGAUGACUAGUACAACUGGCAUUUAUCAAACUGCUACAGAUUUCGAACCUGCUAUAUACAAACAUUUGGAAGGACUACAAACUACAUAUUCUGACGAGUUCUAUGAACUAAAUAUACCCAAAGACAGCUUUAACGCUUUUCUUUUUUUUGCUAUUAACUUCAAAGACACGUAUACAUGCCUUCUCUAUGAGAUGGUAAAGGAUUACAUGAGAAAAAAAGAAAAGGCAUCACGUGAGAUGCAAAUAAUAAUAAAUAAACCCAAUAGAGUUCUAGGAAUACCGGAUUUCACUCUGAUGGAAAUGGAAAUUAUUGAAGAGCCUAAACACCAAUCACCGGUUAUAUUUUCUGUGAUACAAACAAAACUUAAUGUACAAGCUCAGCCGUAUACCCAAGAGGAAAGAAGCACAUGA